Molecule: messenger RNA, 2649 nt
Organism: Phyllostomus discolor (pale spear-nosed bat)
Lineage: Eukaryota; Metazoa; Chordata; Mammalia; Chiroptera; Phyllostomidae
Gene: CTSO
Product: cathepsin O
Exons: 8
Coding region: 451-1428 (325 amino acids)
Cellular component (GO): lysosome
Molecular function (GO): cysteine-type endopeptidase activity
Source: RefSeq, a predicted model, not a curated record
UUUCAGAGUUAGUUUCUCAACUUAAGGGACCGUCGUAGAAGUGACAACAGGAUUAAGGUCAAGUUAAAUUCCACCACUGCCUGAAUCUUCCCAUUUGAGAUAAAAGACAAAUAAGGACUUAAUUCUGGAAGUGCAGACCACUCAAUACUCUGUGUGUUCGUGUUCCUGUAUGAAGAAAACUUUUUCUUUAAUUGAUAGAUGAAACCGGAAAGCACGUGGUCAUGUGCCUGGCGUUUCUUCCCCCCAAACAGGAGCGAGAAUCUCAACAGUUUGCACCUAAGUGGUUUCCCAGGCCCAGAGCAACAGGGACUUGGGGAGUGACAGUGUGUAGGACCGCACACCCCGCUCUGCCGCUUUCUCCCCCCGCCCCCCAAACCCCGGGAGGAGGAGGAGGAGCAGAAGAACCGAAAGGAAACGCGCGCGGCUGGGUCCGCGGGCUUCGGAGCCGGCAUGGAGCUGCGGGUGCUCCGGCGGCUCUGGCUCCUUUGCUGCUGGUGGUGCUGCGGCGCGGGCCCCGGAGCAGGUCCCGGGGCCACCUUCACCCGGACUGGACCGCGGAGCCGCGAGCGACAGGAGGCCGCCUUCCGGGAAAGUCUUAAUAGACAUCAAUAUUUGAAUUCUUUAUUUCCUAGUGAAAAUUCCUCUGCCGUCUAUGGAAUAAAUCAGUUUUCAUAUUUAUUUCCUGAAGAGUUUAAAGCUAUUUACUUGAGAAGCAAACCUUUCGCAUUCCCCAAAUAUGAAGCAGAAGUGCCAGAGCCCAUCCCCAUGGAUGGCAACAUAUCUUUGCCUUUAAGAUUUGACUGGAGAGACAAGCAUGUUGUAACACUAGUGAGAAACCAGCAGGCGUGCGGAGGGUGCUGGGCCUUCAGCGUGGUAGGUGCAGUGGAGUCAGCAUAUGCGAUAAAAGGGAAGCCUUUGGAAGACCUAAGCGUGCAGCAGGUCAUUGACUGUUCAUACAGCAAUUACGGCUGCAAUGGAGGCUCUACGCUCAGUGCUUUGAACUGGCUGAAUAAGACACAGGUAAAGCUGGUGAGAGAUUCAGAAUACCCAUUUAAAGCACAGAAUGGCCUCUGCCAUUACUUUUCCGACUCACAUUCUGGAUUUUCAAUCAAAGGUUAUUCUGUACAUGACUUCAGUGACCAAGAAGACAAAAUGGCAAAAGCGCUUCUUACCUUUGGUCCUUUGGUAGGGAUCGUAGAUGCCGUGAGCUGGCAAGAUUAUCUGGGAGGGAUCAUUCAGCAUCACUGCUCUAGUGGAGAAGCCAAUCAUGCAGUGAUCAUAACUGGGUUUGACAAAACAGGAAGUACUCCAUAUUGGAUUGUGCGGAACUCAUGGGGAAGUUCAUGGGGAGUGGAUGGCUAUGCCCAUGUCAAAAUGGGAGGGAAUAUUUGCGGUAUUGCAGAUUCUGUCUCUGCCGUAUUUGUAUGAUAUAUUGAUCGGAUCAAGAAACAACCACAAAAAUGAAGGUUCAUAAUGAAAUGUAUCUGGUACUGCAUUCUCGGCAUUAUUUACCUUUAGGUUUUAGCAAAUACCCACAAAAGUUUCUAGGGCCUAGUAGCAUUUAAACUAAGUUCUAGAAUGUCCCCUUCUUAUGUGGAGACAUGGGCAACUAUAGUCAUUUGGAAGAACACCAGCACUGAGUCCUGAGAGACAAUUUCCUACGCUGGACUGAGUCUCAAAUUAGGAGCUAUCUUAGGUCUCUUUAUUUUGAAGAGGCUAUUAGCUGGUUUUGUUUGAUUGCUGUUUUGUUUGUUUUUUUAUGUGUUUAUUCUUAAUGUCAUACUUCAGGUAGAAUUAAAGAGGUGAUAAGAAUGUCUUUUCCUUUGUGGAAUAUAACCACUGCAUUAGCUUACCCGUAUAUACAAGAAUAGCCAACGUAAAAUUAUGUGUGCCUCUCACAGUUAUACUCUCACCCUCUGAGAUUAAAUUUUAUAAGGAUUUUGAAAUACCAAUAGCUUUACCUUAACAAAUAGCACUUAUCCCUUAAACUGCAGGGAGACCAUGUAGUCAGGAACAAAAGGACAAAAAUCACUUUUUUACAAGGUUAAAAUUAAAUGACAAUAAAUUAUAUGGCAACUGUGUGAUAAGAACAGCUCAAGUAGCAUUGCCUGAGGGACAAAUUAAUUAUUUGGAAAUUUUCAUUGUCAAGAAGAUUCCACUAGACUUCAUUUCUUACUUUGAUCUCCCUAUAUUGAAGGACAAUAUAUUUUUCCAUAUUUUCCCACUCUCUUUCUCUUACUCUUUACUGUGAUACUCCUAAGUGUUCCUGGUUGUUUGACUUCCCUGGCUAAGAAAUCUCAUUGUUUAUUUUUCACUUCUACAACUAUAUAUUUUGUUCUUUCUAAGCCACAAACAUCAAGUUCUUACCUUUCUCUUUUUCCCAUUAUUUGUAGGUAAUAUGCCUUUCAAAGUCUAAUGCCAUUAAUCUGGGGUAUUAGCUAGAAUGCGAGUUUCUCAGGCUCUCCAUUUUCCCAGUUUCCUGCAUAUGCUUCCCAGACUCCCAUUCUAACUACUUUGCUGUGCAUCCAUUUGGCUUUCACCCAGUUCUUAAUUCUUCAUGCCCAUGUUCCUUGCCUAAAUCAUCAUGUGUGGCUGGGGAACAACCUCAUAGCAUAAGAGUUGAUCUUUAGAUUAUACAACAGUAUUAAA